AUGUGUUUGGCUACAAAAUUAUUGACUGCUCACGGUCCUGCAGAAUGGCUCACGUCUCAACCAUGUGGGCCAGCCCUAGUCCAUGGGGCUUGUCCCAGAGACCUGGAACAUCAUUCAUCUGCUGCUGCUGAUGAUGAUGGUUCUGCACGCCAGCUGAGACCAGCCGAGCCUCCAGGAGAUGCUGGUGCUGAAGCAGACGCAGAGGAUGAAGAUUCUGUUAAUGAAGUGGCAGUAGAAGACAUCCGUCCAAGGCCACAAGGAUCCUCUCCAGUUUAUGAAUAUUACACAGAAGAAGAAUAUUUAAAGCUUCAAGAAGAAAACAAAAAAUAUUCUACUGACAAAUCAAAAAAGAGUCGUCCACAGGAUACCAUGGAAGUGACCCUGAAAACAGAAGUGGAAGCUGGUGCCAGUGGUUUUAGUGUGAUGGGUGGAGGAAAUGAAGGCAUAUUUAUUAAAAAAGUACUUAGGGAAUCUCCUGCUUCAAAAAUAUUUAGUCUGAGAGAAGGUGAUCAGCUUCUGAGUGCUACAAUAUUUUUCGAUAAUAUCAAAUAUGAAGAUGCACUCAAGAUUCUUCAGUAUUCUGAGCCAUACAGAGUCCAGUUCAGCCUCAAAAGAAAAAUUGCUGGGAAAGAAGAGCUGGAAGACAUUCAUUCUACCGCCCAAUCCAAAAAGGAAAGAACAAGCCAGGAAAAAGAAUUCAGUGAGAGCAUUCCUGAAGAAACACCUCAUGUUUCAGGAAAAGCCAUGUCAGAAGAAGAGAGGGAAACAUUAAUUGUAAGCCAAAGGGUAGGAAGAAGCAAGAGACCUAAAAAAGAUAGACUAUCAUGGCCAAAAUUCCAGUCAAUUAAAAGUAAAAAGAUACUUGGGCACAGAAGAUCUCAUAGCACCUCAGAUGCAUAUGAGGCUGCUGUACAGGAUAUUUCCCCUACAAGCACAGACACAGAGUCUCAAUUUCAACAAGAAGUACAUAUCAAAGAAAAGAAAAGGAGCCAAAAGAAACUGAAGUUCCCUAGCAUUGGAUUCAAAAUGCACAGAUCCAAACCAGAAACACAAGACAUGCAAAAAAAAGAAAUAAAAACUACACUACUGUCUGAACGAGCAGAAGUACAUAAAGAAGAUAUCAGGCUGGAAAAUAAUGAAAUACUUGCUGUUGAAUGUACCACAUCAUCUUCUUAUGAAAUUAAACCAGGGGAGGUACAUGAAACUUUAACAAAAGACAUAAAAGAUAUGAGAAAUGGCAUUCCAUCUCAUGUACAAAAAUGCCCUGAAGUUGAAAUAAGCAUUAAAAAAGAAGAAGACAAGGAAUCAACAUCAAAAUAUAAUAUUCCUGAAGCACCAGCCUCAUCAAAGUCACGAAAAAAGAAACAGAAAGAAGCAGCAGGUAAAAAAGAAGUAGACAGUGGAAUCAACAUAGAAAAAACAGGUCUCACAGCACAAGGAUCCAUACAAGUAAAAGGUCUAGAAAUAGGCACUGCUAAAGAAGAAUUACACACAGUAUCUGAUACAGUGGAAACAGGAAAAAAAUUAAUAGAAGAAGAAAAACAAAUACUAAAAAAUCAGAAAACAAAAUUCGGAAUUUCAAUGAUCAAAAAAAAAGAGCUAGAGGCUGAAAACACACAAUUAGGAAGUGAUGUUCCCCAUUCAGUAGCAGAAACAAAACCUGAUAAAGGUUUAGCAGACGGAAGGAAUUUUGAUGUGAAACUUGAGAUAGCAGAUGCAGAACCAGAAAUAUCUACUUGGAAGAUACAAAUACCAUCUUUUAAAAAGGACCAAAUAACUAAAGAUAAUAUGAAAAUAGGAAAAGAAGAAAGCCCAGAGGAAGCUGCAAAUAUCAUUAAAAAAGAACAUAGAGAAGAUGGAAUGCCAACAACUGAUAAAAUCAUGAGAUCAGAUAUGGACAUGAUUGCAACAGAAAAUUAUAUAGAAGGAAAAGAAAGCAAAUUCAAACUGCCAAAGUUUAAAUUACCUACUUUUACAUGGUCAUCUUCAAAGGAUGAAAUGGGACAAAAUGAAAAUAAAAUUAGAGACACAGAAGGAAAAACAUCACACUUACAAGAAGAAAAAAAAGAAGAGGGGAUUUCAACAAAAGAAGAAAUAAAAAUAACAGCAGAAGAUGACAUAGUCCUGCCCGCAGCCGAGAUCCAGGCGCCCGGCGUGGAGGUGACCGUCGAAGGGGCCGCUGAAGGAGACGGCGAGAAAGGUCGAUUCAAGAUGCCCGACGUCAAGAUGCCCAGCGUCAAGCUGCCCAAAGUCAAAGGUCCCCACGUGCAGGUCAGCCUGCCGAAGGCCGAGGUCUCGCUGCCCAAAGCCCAGGUUGAAGUGCAGGGGGGCGAAGUCGCCCUGCAGGGUCCGGAUGCCGAAGGCGGCCUGGAGGCACCUGCGGGCAAAGUGGAGGGCGGCAGCGGCGGCAUGAAACUCCACAUGCCGAAAGUCAAGGUGCCCAGCGUGGUCUUCUCCAAGCCGACGGUCAAGGCUCCCAAACUGGACGCAGACAUCAGCCCGCAGAAAGUCGACGCCAGCCUCCCCGAGGCAGACCUCAAGGCCGGCGCCGGCGACAUCAGCAUCGCGGCCCCCGACGUCAAGCUGCCCUCCGUCGAAGGCUCCCUUGAGCUCCAGGCACCCGCGAUAGACCUCAAGGUGCCCUCUGCCGAAGGCGCGCUUGAGGGAGCCCAGGUGGAAGGCGCGGGCCUGAAAGGCAAGUUCAAGAUGCCCAAGUUUGACAAGCCCAAAUUCGGAGUGUCCCCUCCCAAGGCGGAAGGGCUGGAAGGCGAGGUCAGUCUGCCCACCGCUGGGGUCGACGUCCCCUCCGCCACCGUGACGGCCGCAGGGGAGGGCCCCGCUUUGGGCCUCAAAGCCGACGUCCCCGGCACCAAGAUCGAAGGGGCCGGCUGGAAGGUGGAGAAGCCCUCCCUCAAAAUGCCCAAAGUUGACAUCAAAGCUCCCAAGGUGGACAUCAGCAUGCCGUCCGCCGACGUCACCCUCCCAAAGGCCAGCGCCGACCUGCAGGCGCCCGAGGUGUCCCUCAGCCUGGAAGGGGAGGCCAAAGCCCCGGAGAAGGAGGCCACAAAGUCCAAGGACGGCAAGUUCAAGAUGCCCAAGUUCGGCAUGCCUUCCUUUGGCUGGUCCAGCAGCAGAGAGGCCAAGGGCACCGUCGCCGCUGAAGUGGACGUCAGCCUCAAGGAGCCCCAGGUGACGGCGCCCUCGGGAACCGCCGAAGUCGACGUAACCCUGCCCGCGGCCGAGAUCCAGGCGCCCGGCGUGGAGGUGACCGUCGAAGGGGCCGCUGAAGGAGACGGCGAGAAAGGUCGAUUCAAGAUGCCCGACGUCAAGAUGCCCAGCGUCAAGCUGCCCAAAGUCAAAGGUCCCCACGUGCAGGUCAGCCUGCCGAAGGCCGAGGUCUCGCUGCCCAAAGCCCAGGUUGAAGUGCAGGGGGGCGAAGUCGCCCUGCAGGGUCCGGAUGCCGAAGGCGGCCUGGAGGCACCUGCGGGCAAAGUGGAGGGCGGCAGCGGCGGCAUGAAACUCCACAUGCCGAAAGUCAAGGUGCCCAGCGUGGUCUUCUCCAAGCCGACGGUCAAGGCUCCCAAACUGGACGCAGACAUCAGCCCGCAGAAAGUCGACGCCAGCCUCCCCGAGGCAGACCUCAAGGCCGGCGCCGGCGACAUCAGCAUCGCGGCCCCCGACGUCAAGCUGCCCUCCGUCGAAGGCUCCCUUGAGCUCCAGGCACCCGCGAUAGACCUCAAGGUGCCCUCUGCCGAAGGCGCGCUUGAGGGAGCCCAGGUGGAAGGCGCGGGCCUGAAAGGCAAGUUCAAGAUGCCCAAGUUUGACAAGCCCAAAUUCGGAGUGUCCCCUCCCAAGGCGGAAGGGCUGGAAGGCGAGGUCAGCCUGCCCACCGCUGGGGUCGACGUCCCCUCCGCCACCGUGACGGCCGCAGGGGAGGGCCCCGCUUUGGGCCUCAAAGCCGACGUCCCCGGCACCAAGAUCGAAGGGGCCGGCUGGAAGGUGGAGAAGCCCUCCCUCAAAAUGCCCAAAGUUGACAUCAAAGCUCCCAAGGUGGACAUCAGCAUGCCGUCCGCCGACGUCACCCUCCCAAAGGCCAGCGCCGACCUGCAGGCGCCCGAGGUGUCCCUCAGCCUGGAAGGGGAGGCCAAAGCCCCGGAGAAGGAGGCCACAAAGUCCAAGGACGGCAAGUUCAAGAUGCCCAAGUUCGGCAUGCCUUCCUUUGGCUGGUCCAGCAGCAGAGAGGCCAAGGGCACCGUCGCCGCUGAAGUGGACGUCAGCCUCAAGGAGCCCCAGGUGACGGCGCCCUCGGGAACCGCCGAAGUCGACGUAACCCUGCCCGCGGCCGAGAUCCAGGCGCCCGGCGUGGAGGUGACCGUCGAAGGGGCCGCUGAAGGAGACGGCGAGAAAGGUCGAUUCAAGAUGCCCGACGUCAAGAUGCCCAGCGUCAAGCUGCCCAAAGUCAAAGGUCCCCACGUGCAGGUCAGCCUGCCGAAGGCCGAGGUCUCGCUGCCCAAAGCCCAGGUUGAAGUGCAGGGGGGCGAAGUCGCCCUGCAGGGUCCGGAUGCCGAAGGCGGCCUGGAGGCACCUGCGGGCAAAGUGGAGGGCGGCAGCGGCGGCAUGAAACUCCACAUGCCGAAAGUCAAGGUGCCCAGCGUGGUCUUCUCCAAGCCGACGGUCAAGGCUCCCAAACUGGACGCAGACAUCAGCCCGCAGAAAGUCGACGCCAGCCUCCCCGAGGCAGACCUCAAGGCCGGCGCCGGCGACAUCAGCAUCGCGGCCCCCGACGUCAAGCUGCCCUCCGUCGAAGGCUCCCUUGAGCUCCAGGCACCCGCGAUAGACCUCAAGGUGCCCUCUGCCGAAGGCGCGCUUGAGGGAGCCCAGGUGGAAGGCGCGGGCCUGAAAGGCAAGUUCAAGAUGCCCAAGUUUGACAAGCCCAAAUUCGGAGUGUCCCCUCCCAAGGCGGAAGGGCUGGAAGGCGAGGUCAGCCUGCCCACCGCUGGGGUCGACGUCCCCUCCGCCACCGUGACGGCCGCAGGGGAGGGCCCCGCUUUGGGCCUCAAAGCCGACGUCCCCGGCACCAAGAUCGAAGGGGCCGGCUGGAAGGUGGAGAAGCCCUCCCUCAAAAUGCCCAAAGUUGACAUCAAAGCUCCCAAGGUGGACAUCAGCAUGCCGUCCGCCGACGUCACCCUCCCAAAGGCCAGCGCCGACCUGCAGGCGCCCGAGGUGUCCCUCAGCCUGGAAGGGGAGGCCAAAGCCCCGGAGAAGGAGGCCACAAAGUCCAAGGACGGCAAGUUCAAGAUGCCCAAGUUCGGCAUGCCUUCCUUUGGCUGGUCCAGCAGCAGAGAGGCCAAGGGCACCGUCGCCGCUGAAGUGGACGUCAGCCUCAAGGAGCCCCAGGUGACGGCGCCCUCGGGAACCGCCGAAGUCGACGUAACCCUGCCCGCGGCCGAGAUCCAGGCGCCCGGCGUGGAGGUGACCGUCGAAGGGGCCGCUGAAGGAGACGGCGAGAAAGGUCGAUUCAAGAUGCCCGACGUCAAGAUGCCCAGCGUCAAGCUGCCCAAAGUCAAAGGUCCCCACGUGCAGGUCAGCCUGCCGAAGGCCGAGGUCUCGCUGCCCAAAGCCCAGGUUGAAGUGCAGGGGGGCGAAGUCGCCCUGCAGGGUCCGGAUGCCGAAGGCGGCCUGGAGGCACCUGCGGGCAAAGUGGAGGGCGGCAGCGGCGGCAUGAAACUCCACAUGCCGAAAGUCAAGGUGCCCAGCGUGGUCUUCUCCAAGCCGACGGUCAAGGCUCCCAAACUGGACGCAGACAUCAGCCCGCAGAAAGUCGACGCCAGCCUCCCCGAGGCAGACCUCAAGGCCGGCGCCGGCGACAUCAGCAUCGCGGCCCCCGACGUCAAGCUGCCCUCCGUCGAAGGCUCCCUUGAGCUCCAGGCACCCGCGAUAGACCUCAAGGUGCCCUCUGCCGAAGGCGCGCUUGAGGGAGCCCAGGUGGAAGGCGCGGGCCUGAAAGGCAAGUUCAAGAUGCCCAAGUUUGACAAGCCCAAAUUCGGAGUGUCCCCUCCCAAGGCGGAAGGGCUGGAAGGCGAGGUCAGCCUGCCCACCGCUGGGGUCGACGUCCCCUCCGCCACCGUGACGGCCGCAGGGGAGGGCCCCGCUUUGGGCCUCAAAGCCGACGUCCCCGGCACCAAGAUCGAAGGGGCCGGCUGGAAGGUGGAGAAGCCCUCCCUCAAAAUGCCCAAAGUUGACAUCAAAGCUCCCAAGGUGGACAUCAGCAUGCCGUCCGCCGACGUCACCCUCCCAAAGGCCAGCGCCGACCUGCAGGCGCCCGAGGUGUCCCUCAGCCUGGAAGGGGAGGCCAAAGCCCCGGAGAAGGAGGCCACAAAGUCCAAGGACGGCAAGUUCAAGAUGCCCAAGUUCGGCAUGCCUUCCUUUGGCUGGUCCAGCAGCAGAGAGGCCAAGGGCACCGUCGCCGCUGAAGUGGACGUCAGCCUCAAGGAGCCCCAGGUGACGGCGCCCUCGGGAACCGCCGAAGUCGACGUAACCCUGCCCGCGGCCGAGAUCCAGGCGCCCGGCGUGGAGGUGACCGUCGAAGGGGCCGCUGAAGGAGACGGCGAGAAAGGUCGAUUCAAGAUGCCCGACGUCAAGAUGCCCAGCGUCAAGCUGCCCAAAGUCAAAGGUCCCCACGUGCAGGUCAGCCUGCCGAAGGCCGAGGUCUCGCUGCCCAAAGCCCAGGUUGAAGUGCAGGGGGGCGAAGUCGCCCUGCAGGGUCCGGAUGCCGAAGGCGGCCUGGAGGCACCUGCGGGCAAAGUGGAGGGCGGCAGCGGCGGCAUGAAACUCCACAUGCCGAAAGUCAAGGUGCCCAGCGUGGUCUUCUCCAAGCCGACGGUCAAGGCUCCCAAACUGGACGCAGACAUCAGCCCGCAGAAAGUCGACGCCAGCCUCCCCGAGGCAGACCUCAAGGCCGGCGCCGGCGACAUCAGCAUCGCGGCCCCCGACGUCAAGCUGCCCUCCGUCGAAGGCUCCCUUGAGCUCCAGGCACCCGCGAUAGACCUCAAGGUGCCCUCUGCCGAAGGCGCGCUUGAGGGAGCCCAGGUGGAAGGCGCGGGCCUGAAAGGCAAGUUCAAGAUGCCCAAGUUUGACAAGCCCAAAUUCGGAGUGUCCCCUCCCAAGGCGGAAGGGCUGGAAGGCGAGGUCAGCCUGCCCACCGCUGGGGUCGACGUCCCCUCCGCCACCGUGACGGCCGCAGGGGAGGGCCCCGCUUUGGGCCUCAAAGCCGACGUCCCCGGCACCAAGAUCGAAGGGGCCGGCUGGAAGGUGGAGAAGCCCUCCCUCAAAAUGCCCAAAGUUGACAUCAAAGCUCCCAAGGUGGACAUCAGCAUGCCGUCCGCCGACGUCACCCUCCCAAAGGCCAGCGCCGACCUGCAGGCGCCCGAGGUGUCCCUCAGCCUGGAAGGGGAGGCCAAAGCCCCGGAGAAGGAGGCCACAAAGUCCAAGGACGGCAAGUUCAAGAUGCCCAAGUUCGGCAUGCCUUCCUUUGGCUGGUCCAGCAGCAGAGAGGCCAAGGGCACCGUCGCCGCUGAAGUGGACGUCAGCCUAAAGGAGCCCCAGGUGACGGCGCCCUCGGGAACCGCCGAAGUCGACGUAACCCUGCCCGCGGCCGAGAUCCAGGCGCCCGGCGUGGAGGUGACCGUCGAAGGGGCCGCUGAAGGAGACGGCGAGAAAGGUCGAUUCAAGAUGCCCGACGUCAAGAUGCCCAGCGUCAAGCUGCCCAAAGUCAAAGGUCCCCACGUGCAGGUCAGCCUGCCGAAGGCCGAGGUCUCGCUGCCCAAAGCCCAGGUUGAAGUGCAGGGGGGCGAAGUCGCCCUGCAGGGUCCGGAUGCCGAAGGCGGCCUGGAGGCACCUGCGGGCAAAGUGGAGGGCGGCAGCGGCGGCAUGAAACUCCACAUGCCGAAAGUCAAGGUGCCCAGCGUGGUCUUCUCCAAGCCGACGGUCAAGGCUCCCAAACUGGACGCAGACAUCAGCCCGCAGAAAGUCGACGCCAGCCUCCCCGAGGCAGACCUCAAGGCCGGCGCCGGCGACAUCAGCAUCGCGGCCCCCGACGUCAAGCUGCCCUCCGUCGAAGGCUCCCUUGAGCUCCAGGCACCCGCGAUAGACCUCAAGGUGCCCUCUGCCGAAGGCGCGCUUGAGGGAGCCCAGGUGGAAGGCGCGGGCCUGAAAGGCAAGUUCAAGAUGCCCAAGUUUGACAAGCCCAAAUUCGGAGUGUCCCCUCCCAAGGCGGAAGGGCUGGAAGGCGAGGUCAGCCUGCCCACCGCUGGGGUCGACGUCCCCUCCGCCACCGUGACGGCCGCAGGGGAGGGCCCCGCUUUGGGCCUCAAAGCCGACGUCCCCGGCACCAAGAUCGAAGGGGCCGGCUGGAAGGUGGAGAAGCCCUCCCUCAAAAUGCCCAAAGUUGACAUCAAAGCUCCCAAGGUGGACAUCAGCAUGCCGUCCGCCGACGUCACCCUCCCAAAGGCCAGCGCCGACCUGCAGGCGCCCGAGGUGUCCCUCAGCCUGGAAGGGGAGGCCAAAGCCCCGGAGAAGGAGGCCACAAAGUCCAAGGACGGCAAGUUCAAGAUGCCCAAGUUCGGCAUGCCUUCCUUUGGCUGGUCCAGCAGCAGAGAGGCCAAGGGCACCGUCGCCGCUGAAGUGGACGUCAGCCUCAAGGAGCCCCAGGUGACGGCGCCCUCGGGAACCGCCGAAGUCGACGUAACCCUGCCCGCGGCCGAGAUCCAGGCGCCCGGCGUGGAGGUGACCGUCGAAGGGGCCGCUGAAGGAGACGGCGAGAAAGGUCGAUUCAAGAUGCCCGACGUCAAGAUGCCCAGCGUCAAGCUGCCCAAAGUCAAAGGUCCCCACGUGCAGGUCAGCCUGCCGAAGGCCGAGGUCUCGCUGCCCAAAGCCCAGGUUGAAGUGCAGGGGGGCGAAGUCGCCCUGCAGGGUCCGGAUGCCGAAGGCGGCCUGGAGGCACCUGCGGGCAAAGUGGAGGGCGGCAGCGGCGGCAUGAAACUCCACAUGCCGAAAGUCAAGGUGCCCAGCGUGGUCUUCUCCAAGCCGACGGUCAAGGCUCCCAAACUGGACGCAGACAUCAGCCCGCAGAAAGUCGACGCCAGCCUCCCCGAGGCAGACCUCAAGGCCGGCGCCGGCGACAUCAGCAUCGCGGCCCCCGACGUCAAGCUGCCCUCCGUCGAAGGCUCCCUUGAGCUCCAGGCACCCGCGAUAGACCUCAAGGUGCCCUCUGCCGAAGGCGCGCUUGAGGGAGCCCAGGUGGAAGGCGCGGGCCUGAAAGGCAAGUUCAAGAUGCCCAAGUUUGACAAGCCCAAAUUCGGAGUGUCCCCUCCCAAGGCGGAAGGGCUGGAAGGCGAGGUCAGCCUGCCCACCGCUGGGGUCGACGUCCCCUCCGCCACCGUGACGGCCGCAGGGGAGGGCCCCGCUUUGGGCCUCAAAGCCGACGUCCCCGGCACCAAGAUCGAAGGGGCCGGGCUGGAAGGCAGCAGAGAGGCCAAGGGCACCGUCGCCGCUGAAGUGGACGUCAGCCUCAAGGAGCCCCAGGUGACGGCGCCCUCGGGAACCGCCGAAGUCGACGUAACCCUGCCCGCGGCCGAGAUCCAGGCGCCCGGCGUGGAGGUGACCGUCGAAGGGGCCGCUGAAGGAGACGGCGAGAAAGGUCGAUUCAAGAUGCCCGACGUCAAGAUGCCCAGCGUCAAGCUGCCCAAAGUCAAAGGUCCCCACGUGCAGGUUGAAGUGCAGGGGGGCGAAGUCGCCCUGCAGGGUCCGGAUGCCGAAGGCGGCCUGGAGGCACCUGCGGGCAAAGUGGAGGGCGGCAGCGGCGGCAUGAAACUCCACAUGCCGAAAGUCAAGGUGCCCAGCGUGGUCUUCUCCAAGCCGACGGUCAAGGCUCCCAAACUGGACGCAGACAUCAGCCCGCAGAAAGUCGACGCCAGCCUCCCCGAGGCAGACCUCAAGGCCGGCGCCGGCGACAUCAGCAUCGCGGCCCCCGACGUCAAGCUGCCCUCCGUCGAAGGCUCCCUUGAGCUCCAGGCACCCGCGAUAGACCUCAAGGUGCCCUCUGCCGAAGGCGCGCUUGAGGGAGCCCAGGUGGAAGGCGCGGGCCUGAAAGGCAAGUUCAAGAUGCCCAAGUUUGACAAGCCCAAAUUCGGAGUUGUCCCCUCCCAAGGCGGAAGGGCUGGAAGGCGAGGUCAGCCUGCCCACCGCUGGGUCGACGUCCCCUCCGCCACCGUGACGGCCGCAGGGGAGGGCCCCGCUUUGGGCCUCAAAGCCGACGUCCCGGCACCAAGAUCGAAGGGGCCGGCUGGAAGCUCCCAAGGUGGACAUCAGCAUGCCGUCCGCCGACGUCACCCUCCCAAAGUCCAGCGCCGACCUGCAGGCGCCCAGGUGUCCCUCAGCCUGGAAGGGGAGGCCAAAGCCCCGGAGAAGGAGGCCACAAAGUCCAAGGACGGCAAGUUCAAGAUGCCCAAGUUCGGCAUGCCUUCCUUUGGCUGGUCCAGCAGCAGAGAGGCCAAGGGCACCGUCGCCGCUGAAGUGGACGUCAGCCUAAAGGAGCCCCAGGUGACGGCGCCCCUCGGGAACCGCCGAAGUCGACGUAACCCUGCCCGCGGCCGAGAUCCAGGCGCCCGGCGUGGAGGUGGACCACAUCAAGCCCGCAGAAAGUCCGACGCCAGCCUCCCCGAGGCAGACCUCAAGGCCGGCGCCGGCACAUCAGCAUCGCGCCCCCGACGUCAAGCUGCCCUCGUCGAAGGCUCCCUUGAGCUCCAGGCAACCCGCGAUAGACCUCAAGGCCCUCUGGCCGAAGGCGCGCUUGAGGAGCCCAGGGGAAGGCGCGGCCUGAAAGGCAAGUUCAAGAUGCCCAAGUUUGACAAGCCAAAUUCGGAGUGUCCCCUCCCAAGGCGGAAGGGCUGGAAGGCGAGGUCAGCCUGCCCACCGCUGGGUCGACGUCCCCUCCGCCACCGACGGCCCGCAGGGGGGCCCCGCUUUGGGCCUCAAAAGCCGACGUCCCCGGCACCAAGAUCGAAGGCCGGCUGGAAGGUGGAGAAGCCCUCCCUCAAAAUGCCCAAAGUUGACAUCAAAGCUCCCAAGGUGGACUCAGCAUGCGUCCGCCGACGUCACCCUCCCAAAGGCCAGCGCCGACCUGCAGGCGCCCGAGGUGUCCCUCAGCCUGAAGGGGAGGCCAAAGCCCCGGAGAAGGAGGCCACAAGUCCAAGGACGCAAGAGGCCAAGGGCACCGUCGCCGCUGAAAGUGGACGUCAGCCUCAAGGAGCCCCAGGUGACGCGCCCUCAGGAACGCCGAAGUCGACUCAAUUAAAAAGGCCUGUGUGUGACUGGUCUACAGCAAUGGGAUCAGAAGAUGGUGCUUAUGUUAGAGCUAAGAUGGAAGAUGUAAAGGUAGAAGUUCCAGAAGUUAAAACGGAUGUUAAAAUUGCUAGAGUAGAUCCUGAAAUUAAAUUUCAAGUGAAAAAGGUUGAACAGGACAUGUCUGCAGCAGUGGAAGUGCAAGUAGAAGACAGAGCAGAAACAAGUAAAAUUAAAACUUACAAGUUUAAGAUUCCAAAGUUUGGAGUGUUGCAUUCAGAAGCAAAAGGUUUUGAUGAUUAUGUCAGUUUGUCAAAGUCAGAAGCUGAUUCAGAAACUAAAGUUGAACUAAGCACAGCAGAAACGCAGUUUCAAAAACCAGAGGAAUGCACUGGCACGAGAAGUCCAGCUCUAGAUCAUAUGGAAGCAUCUUCCAGAAUAACAGUGCAAACAGUGGACAAAUCACAAGAUGGCCCAGAAGUAAAUAUAAAAAUUCCCAAACUAAAAAUACCAAGAUUCACUUUCAAAGCUCUCCCAACUGAAGCUGAUGUCUCAGUUUCAAAAAUUGUAACAGGCCCCAAGGGAUCUAGUACUGACGUUGAAGUAGUGCACUUGCAAGGAAGCUCUGCUGUCUCUGAGGAAACACCAGGUGCUCUAGGGGGUGGUAUUCAAAAAGCAAAAAGCAAAAUCCUAACACUGACUGAUCCUGACAUUAAAACAGCACACAUGACUACUACUAUAAAAUCCUCCCUUUCAAAUGCAGGGCAAGACAUUCAUUGGUCAUAUGCAGAGGGCCAAGAAGUGAGCGAGGAAGUUAAACCGGAACAUGUUGCUAUUGAAAGGUGUGAGAUUUACACUACUGAAAUACUGAAAGAAUCAGAGAUUCUCUCACCAGAAGUCAAAACUGCUACUUUGGGAUUUUCAUUGCUCAAGGUAAAGUUGCCCGAAUCACGCAGCAACUUAGAAGUGCUCGUCCAGCAGCCAUCUCCCACAGAAGAUGCAUCAGUGAGCAAACCUAAAUGUGCUGAUGAAAGCUUCAGAGUAGCAGCACAGGGGACUGGCAGUGCUGAGCUUAAACCAUAUGACAAACCAGACAGUGAGACUGAAGCCUCCAGUGGAGAAGUAAGUUUGCCAAAGUUAAAAACAUUUGCUGUUGAAGUAAAGCCUUCCAUUAAAUCUGACAAAAGUCAUCUUGAUAAAUCAGCAGAGGGAAUAAAUGCAGAUCCUCUCUCUAAAGAUGAGAAUGUAGUUGAAGCACUAGAAGAUGAAGAAAAAGAUAAUGAAAAAGAAAAGACUGAUAGUAAAAGAUCUGGAAGAUUCAAAUUUUGGCUUCCAAGUAUUGGCUUUUCAUCUGGUGAGGAGAUAAGCAUAGAUUCAAAAACAGAAGUAAAAAAAUCAGUUCCAGAAGAUGUGAAACCUGCUGACACAACUGAAAAAACUGGAUGGUUUAGAUUUCCCAAGCUUGGUUUCACAUCUCCUUCCAAAAAGGCUAAGGCUGUUGACAAAGAAGAGAUGGAUCCUAAAGAGGGAACAGUCUCAGAUGAAGACAGCCCAUCAGAUAAACCUGAUGUAUUUUUUGAUGCACAAGAAACUUUAUCACCUAAAGGAACAACAGAGGAUGGAAAAUUUGAAGUUUAUCAGUUCUCAUCUAAUGUUGCAGUUUCUCGAACUAUUGUGACAUCUUCAGCAAGAACUGAACUAAUCUUGUUGGAAGAACAAAAAGAUAGUCAAUCUGAUACUCCUGGAGAUACAACUAAAUGAAGUUUGUCUCUUCUGAACCCUCAGUGAAGAAGCCCAUGCAUGCAGACAAAAAAAAAAAAUUCUUAAUUUUCUAGCAAGUGACAAUUAGACCAAACCCAAAGCUGAUAUUUAUGAACACAGUUGAACAGAAUUUACCACAUCUAAAUUUUCAAGAACAUAGAUGUGCUAUACCAUACAUUAAUGAAAAUAUUGAUUUCUUCAAAUCUGCCCCAAAGGCAAAAAUUUCUCCAGGUGCAGAGGAGGCCGUGGUUUUAGCAAAGUCUGAAAAGAUACCUGGGACCAUGAAAGCAAACUGUUGAAAGGCUUAAUGGCAGCAGCAAGGCUUGUUAAACAGGCUUCUCAAAAUCGCACUGAUUAUAUUUAGAUUACAGGUUAUUUCCAGAACUAGCAUAAGCGAGUACUAUGAGCUUUCUACUUACCUGUUUAGAUUUUGGACCUUUCUGACCUACUUUUGCAUUCUUAUGAAAAUAUUUUUCUUUAUUUCAGUUAAGGCAAUAAGUAUAUUCCACAAACACUUUACAAUUCAAGAUGAAACCAAAAUACUAGUGUAGAGAGACUAAUGCUUUACCCCUUCCUCUCUUCUCAUUUUUUUAUUAUCCUAGUGGGUCGUAUUUAGCCUUAGAAGAAUUUUUUAAAACUCAACAGAUUAAAUUCAGGAUCAAAAAUCGUGUAACUAAUUCACAUUUUUAAGAUACCAAAGUAAAAUAUGCUGACAAACAAUAAUUAUUAAAAUGUGGAUAAAUAAUUUUUCAUGUAUAUAUUUACUGUACCAUUAGAUGCACACAAUGAUCUGCCACAUUAGUGGAAUUGCUUCAAAGAUUUUCUGGGAAAGAUGUAUAUAAUUAUUUACUUCCUUGUUUAUAUUAAUGCUUCUCUCAAGUGCACAACAAAAGCAGAAUGCUUAUGUGACAGCCUUCACAUGUAUCAUUGAAACACUGUAUUCUUAAUUUACAAUAAACUCACCAUAUGAAUUA
Molecule: messenger RNA, 14075 nt
Organism: Calypte anna (Anna's hummingbird)
Lineage: Eukaryota; Metazoa; Chordata; Aves; Apodiformes; Trochilidae
Gene: AHNAK2
Product: AHNAK nucleoprotein 2
Biological process (GO): regulation of RNA splicing
Cellular component (GO): nucleus; cytoplasm; costamere
Molecular function (GO): protein binding
Source: RefSeq, a predicted model, not a curated record